AUGGCGCGGUCGCGCUCCAAAGCUCCCGCAAGCGACGAUGCUGAGACCAUCCGAGUUUCGAUUGUUGGAGGAAACUCCACAGAGCGAUUGAAAGCGUUGCAGGAUUUGAUUUCUCUGUUCACGAGAAAGCUUCAAGGCUCGACACAGCUGCCGCUCGAUGCCAAAGCAUAUCACAGCCUGGUCGAGGCCCUGUUCCAGUGUUCGCUCUCUGAAAAGAAGAGCUACCUGAGCAACAAGAGGACGACAAAGAGCACGGCUGAGUCUCGCCUCGUAGCAAGUGCCGAGGCUCUGCGGCUGGCCGUCAACUAUGGUGCUUCUGGUCUGAAGCGGAAGGUCGCCCGGGCCAUCGUGGACCACAUUACACAGACGCUCCCCGGCCGUGACCACGAGUUUGUCGAGCCGAUCCUGCAGGACUACACCAAGGCAUUGGUGUCUCUCCUGAGCCACCCGGCCAAUGUGGAGCAGCUCGGUGCCAUCGAUGGCGAGGGCUGGCUGGCGUGUGCGGAUUUCUUCGUGGACGCCAUUGACCGCUUUGCCGAGGUGCCCGAUCGUGAUGCCGUGGCCUACGUUGUGCUGUCUCGUGCCUCGCCGGCGCCGGGCACACUUCCGCUUUCGGCGGGUCAGGGCCGUUCUGGCACUCUAUCCAAAGCGCGGCCCUCGUCCCAGGCGUCUAGCAAAAUUCUGGAGACGCUCGUCCAGGGUAUGUACCACCUUGUCAGUGCCUCGAACGCUCCGCUCAAGUCCAGAGCUUCGCAGCUCGCCAAUAUGGCCCUCCGUGUUCUGCAAAUGCGGCAACUGGGCGUUGGAACGCUGCAGCAGACAGCCUGUGCGUCCGUUCGGUGCAUUGUACAGCACCUCCAGGGCGACGACGUUGCUUUGGUGCAGGGCAUCGUCCGUGACAUCAUGCCUCUUUUGGGCCAUUGGUGGCAUCCGCGCUCGUCGGCCAACCAGAGCGAGUCUGUCAACUCCAUCCGCGAGGAAAUUCUGCGGACGAUAUACACGUUGCAGCUACAUAUCGAAGCUCUGGCCAUCCAGUCGCCAACCAGCGGCAUUCUUGACCAUAUCAAGGACGUCUUGGACAGCCUCUGGAUGGAGUAUUCGAAGCGUGACGAUCGCACGCGGCUACAAGUUGUUGAAAUUGCGUUUUCGUACACACCGACAAGCUGUUUUGACGCUCGUGUCUUUGGACUCGGCACACACGACGUGUCCGCAGAACGACGCUGGGCCGUCGUGGAGGUCAUUGCCCUUCUGGAGGCCAUCUAUGCUCGCCAUACAAGGCAGCCAGCCGAUCAUGGUGACGGCGGUGCAGACGACCAGCCCCGAAAACGACGGCGCGUGCACGAACCGCCGAGCCGCAUCCGGAGUCAUCUGGCCUCUCCAGAUCCGGGAACAAAAUUGGCUGCACUCCAAGUCCUGCCUUUCUACUUCCAAAUGACCGAACUACCAGUGGACGAUCUGGCGGAUAUUCUCCAACGCCUUGGCCAGUAUAUAAGCGACAAACAAGCGGUUGUUUGCUCAUGGGCCAUGACCGCCUGUUCGAGCUGUGCCUUCCAGACCCACGCAAGAGACGCGGCGCUUGCUGGGCUCUGGGGCCAGGUCUGGCAGAUUGCUGUGCGCUCUGUCAGUCUCACGGCGACCUGUCGUGCUGCCUGCGCCCUAGUCCACACCAUUCUGGAAACGGAGUUGAUCCCGUACCAUGCGAUCGGGGACGACGUCAACAAUCUGGUUACGGCCGCCGAAGUUAGUGGACCGGCUCUUCUUGUCGACUCGUCCCUGGUCUUGAUGAUGCACUUAUUUCAUGUCCGCAAUACGACGCUUCCCAGUGCCAGCGAGACAACGUCGAAUAACAUCACCAGGUGGCUCUUUUCGCGAUGGAAGCCCGCUGAGCAUGGCUUUGCGUCUCUAUAUUCCGCCCUCACCCCGUCCUACGACAUUAUCAACCUGAUCAACAUCUGCAUAGGCUCACCUGUCCAAGAAAUCCAGCGCCCCGUUGAGAUAUUCGGCGGCCCCGUCAAGCAGACCUGGCAGGACCAGGAGGAGAGCGACGACAUGAUGAGGUAUCUAUUGCUGCUUCCGCCAAAACCGUUCAAGCGCUCCAAGCAUGCUACCUGCCAGUAUUCGUCCGGCACGACGACCAACGCCACGUCCCAGUUCCGUGACCCAGCCAGCUCCAACACCGCCAGAAAGGCUGUUCUCGAGUUGCUGCAGCCCAACUUGGAUGAAUUCGUCCAAAUGGCCGAGGCGUGGACCCGGAAAGGUGGCGAGAACAUCUCUCAGAUCUCUGCGCAGCGAAUGCAGAGCCUGGCAGACUUUUGUGUCGUUUGUGCCGCACUCGCCCCGCAACUGAGUUCUGUCAAUUCCAGUCUUGCGAGAGACUUGGAGCCAGGACUGCUCAAUCUGGUUGACGCGACCUUCAAGGCUCUACACGAGGCCGAGCAGAACCAGGCAUUCUUUGAGGUUUGGCUGUCGGCCGUCUACGCGCACCUGCCGCGAAUCUCGGCUGCUGACACGGAGCGGUUUGCCAAAGAGCACCCCGUCUUGUUAAAACUCGUGGCCCAGCUCUCGCAAGCCAUUGACGAAGAAAACGCCAAGCAGUCCUCCCUCUCAAACGACGCUUUCAUGGAAAUCGACGACGGCUUUGAGUCAGCGAUUAGCCAGGGCAGUGUUACCACAAAGACCAUUACACUUCCCCGACGGGCCUCCUCCUUGUCGACCAGUUCUACAGCCUUCUACCUCAAUACUACGCAACGGCUGCAUCUCUUGUAUUUCGUCAACGAAAAUGCAAACAACGUCGGCGUAUUGCCAGAGGUCUUCCUGGACCAGUUCCUUGCCUUGUCCAACGAAGACCUGCUCCUGUGCAGCGACUUCAUGCGCGACUUGUUCGGCUCCGACCUGGUUGUCGUUCCCGAAGACGCGCUCAAGGUCGUCGAAGUGAUUGGCGACAUUAUCGGCCAAGGGGAGUACUCUUGCUGCGAGAUCGCGCUGACAACUUGUAUGGAUGUUAUGCAGGGCUUUGUUUCUGUCUGGCCUGACGAGAAGCUUGAAGUAUCUGCGCGUAUUGGCGACUUGUACGCAUACCUGGUGCAACAGUCGUUGCCAAAGAACUCCCUAUCUGCAAAUGCACAAAUGGGCCUCGCCAAACUUCUCUACCGCUUGCUCGAGGUGAACUCGGCCUACGGCAGCGACCUCGGCCUGCCUUCGUGCCGGUCUACCCUGCUGUCCAUCUUACAAACGAGUGUCAUCCCCGUAAAAUACUUUGUUGGCAUGAACCUCCCGAAGAUCUUCGCCUUAUAUGUGCUCAAGGUGCACGAUGAUCUCUUUGUCGACAUCCUGGAGAGCCUCCCUUCGGACCCAACCUGGCCCGAAGGCAUCUCGCUCCGCCUGCUUGCUCUGGCUGAGCUUGCGCGCUCUUGGCCGACGCUUCUCCGCCGCUGUAUCUACCACAUCUUCGAGACACCUGGCCGCUUGAAGCAGUGCUCUGACUUUGCCACUCGAUGCCUUGCCAAAGUCGCAACGGCGCUCGCACUCGACUCGCCGCGGGACCUCUUCAAGCUCUUCGCCCCGCAGCUUCUGUACACCUGGCUAGAGCAUGACCUGAUCGAGGAGAUUCCCUAUAGCAUCUUUGGUUUCAGCAGUCUCGACGACAUGAUCGGCCAGGCUAAGACCGAGGCCACCGCGCUCAUGUUGAUGCGCGGCCAGGAGACUGAAGCGUUUGCGAUUGCAAAACGGCUCGACUUGAGCAAUGCGGACCUCAUUCAGCAGACGUUUGCCAAGGCCAUGGCCUACAGCGUGGCCCACGACGUAGCGAUGACCAAGGACAAGACACAGCCAACCUCCGAGAGCCGCAUACGGAAAGUACUGGGCCGGGACCGCUUUGUCGACGCCAUGUACUACCACCUCGCAGACAUUAUCGCCACUCUGUUCGACAUUAUUGACCAAGAAGAUCCCAUCGAAAAAUACUUCAGCAAGGAUCCAAUCCUCCAGUACGCGGCCGAUAUCAUGGCCGAGAUCAAGGCCUUCAACCACUCGCCCGUGAUUCUCCCGCCCAACCAGCAACCCAUGUUCAAGGCCAAAUUCUUGACCCGCGAACUGGCAUACAUCUGCAGCCGCACGGAGUAUGACUUGAGCACCCUCUGGACCCCGGCACUGGUUGUGUCUGUGGCCCGUAAACUCUUUAACACCAUCCGGCCAGCGCUAGGAUCACUACAUGCCUGUUCCGUGAUCCGAAAGGUUCGCGUACUCAUUUGUCUGGCUGGAGAGCAGGCGACCAGCUCGUAUCCGCUGGAGAUGCUUUUGCAUUCGGUCCGGCCGUAUGUGCAGGAUGCAGAAUGUGCAGACGACGCGCUCGGCAUCACAAAGUAUCUCAUUACUCGCGGCACGGGCCAUCUUACCCAGUUCCCCUCCUUUUACGCCGGCUACGCAGUGUCCAUGCUAGCCUCCUUGCGCAUGUUCCUGGAGUCUAGCCAGGCUAGCACAACGCAAGAGAGCCAGUUCAAAGCAACCAUGAGCAAGGCGCAGCAUUUCCAUGGCUGGUUUGCCAAACACUUGCGUGAGUAUGACUCGCCUGCCUUCCAAGACGAUGUCCAGCGUACAGCAUUCAAGUCCAUUACGCAGUCCGCUACACAGAUCCGGGCAUCUGGAAACGCCGAAAGGGGCACGCCGGAAAGCACCCUUUUGCUCGAAAUUUUCAAAGACGGAGAGCAAGAAGCCCGUCUGCUCAACGACUCGUCCCGUGAUCUGGUCCUGGGGAUGCUUUGCAGCGAUUUCCACGUCCCAGCGUCCAUUCGCGCCGACAUUAUCGAGACAGACCAAGACGCACGAGAUCACGGCGCAGUCGUUUGGAAGAGCUGUGGUGCAACGGCCUUGAGUAGAGAGUAUCUCAUAUGGGCUGGCCGCGUCGUUGGACGGUCGUUUGCCGCAUCCGGGACCAUCCAUGACGACCUCCUCCGCGAGUCCCGCCUCGACCAGUACCAAGGAGGUGCCGCAACUACUACGAGCUCCGAACAGGGUCUUCUUCGGCUUCUUGAGACCCUGACUAUGAAUGCGGAGUCGACGACGGCAGGUCUUGCUGAAUCAGCGCUGCGGACAAUUGUGUCACGGGCCGCCAUCUUGGGCGACAAUACUCUACAACUGGCGUGCCAGGACAGCCUGUCAGAGCCUUUGUUGAUUUCCUCGUCGUGGGGACAGUACCGGACACCUCCCUCUGACUUUGACGAUACUCUUUCGGCCCCAGAAGGCGCUGCAUUCGAACCUUUUAAAAUGAGCAACAUUGAACACGUCAAUUGGGCACAAGACCUGGCCGUCUACCUGGCCCAUUGCAUACCGGACGACGUCGUGCUUCGCGUGCUCCCUCCCAUCCUGACUAACGCCAAGGGUUUUGCAGAGCAGGUGUUCCCCUUUAUCGUGCAUCUGGUCCUACUGUUCCAGCUCGAGAAGCAGCAAACCGCCAAGCGCAGCCUCUCCGAGGCCGCUAAAGUGUGGCUGGCCUGCACCUCACCGACCGCACAGGAAAACGUUAAGCUUCUCAUCAACACGAUCGUCUACCUGCGGACUCAGGCUAUGCCCAACGAGAACUCCAUAGCUGAGCGACACAAAUGGCUGGAUAUUGACCUGUCCGUGGCAGCAGAAGCGGCAUCCCGAUGUGGCAUGUUCAAAAUUGCGCUUCUCCUUGCCGAGCUCGCGCUCACAGAGGUUGCCAAGCCAUCACGGAGGUCUUCGGGCGUUGUCAACUUAAAGGAUCUGGAAGCAACCGAACACACAGACCUCUUGCUGGACAUUUACGAAAACAUCGACGACCCCGACGCUUAUUAUGGGCUACCCCAAAGCCCCAGUCUCUCUAGUGUUCUGGCCCGUCUCGAAUACGAAAAGGACGGCAGCAAGACCCUUGCCUUCCGUGGUGCGCAAUACGACAGCCACCUACGCCGGCACAACGCCGUCGCAGCCAAAGAUGGACAGGCGCUCGUACAGGCGCUCAGCAACAUUGGUCUGUCUGGGCUGUCUCACUCCCUUCUCCAGACGCAGCACAGUGUGGAUGGCACCUCGGCGUCCCUGGACAGCACUUUUACCACGGCACGGCGACUGGGCAUGUGGAAUCUGCCGGUUCCUGCAGUCACCGAUAACCCAUCUGUCACUGUCUACAAGGCGUUUCAGGCCGUGCACCAGGCGACCGACCUCACGGCAGCACAGCAGGCCGUCUAUGAGGGCCUCGGCAACACGAUGAAGCAAGUGACCAGCCAAAGCCUGACAGUGUCCAGUCUCCGACAUCAGCUAGGCGCACUGGCCGCCUUGACUGAGCUUGACGACAUUUUGAACGUGAGAGAUGCAACAGAGCUCCAGAACAUGCUAGAUAAGUUUGAGGACCGUUCUAAGUGGAUGAUGAGCAAACAAUAUGACGACGUCAGCCAGCUGUUGUCUUACCGCGAAACAACUCUGAGUACAAUCAGCGAGCAGAGUUAUGUUAGAGGAAGUAUGAAAGUGUCGCCGGCAGAGGCGCGCCUAGUUGAGAUCAAGGGGCUCCUUCUCUCGUCCAGCAUUUACCGCUUCCACCACGCCAUGCAAGAGUCGCUCAAUGUGACGACGGCCCUCUCAGACCUCAUUGACCCGAGCGAGGCACUGGGCCUCAAUGUGGACGCCGCCAUUAAGGUGGAGACGUCCAGCUCGCUCUGGGACCACGGCGAAAUGCUGGCUUCGAUCCGCGUGCUGCAAAGCAUUGAUCGAGACUCGUCCCUCAAGAAGCAGAUGGUGCCCGUCAGCCGUUCGGAUCUCUUGUCUAAGAUCGGCUACCAAGUGUCGGUGGCACGCCUUGAGAGCGCCGACUCGAUCCAGAAAAAAUACCUUGAGCCGGCGCUCCGCGAGCUCAAGGGGCGUAACGAGGGCAAGGAAGCCGGGCGCGUGUUCCACCAGUUUGCCAUGUUCUGUGACCAGCAGCUGCAAAACCCAGACAGCCUUGAAGACUUGGCCCGUCUGCAGAGCCUGCGAGAGGGCAAGAGCAACGAAGUCAAGCAGCUACGGGAGUUGAUCGGCGAUGCCAAGGACUCGCAGGUGCGGCACAGAUACACAAGCCACCUUAACAAGGCGAAACUGUGGCUAGACCUCGAUGAGCAGGAGCUUCACCGGGUAGAGCAGACGCGCAACGAAUUUGUGAAGCUGUGUCUAGAGAACUACCUGCUGUCCCUCGCCGCGUCCGACGAGCACAACAACGACGCGCUGCGAUUUACGGCACUCUGGCUAGAGAGAUCGAGCGAGGACAGCACCAAUGAGGCGGUGGAGAAGUACUUGCGCAAAGUGCCGACGCGCAAGUUUGCGCCGCUGAUGAACCAGCUCACGUCGCGGCUGCAGGGCCAGACGGGGCUGUUCCAGAAGCUGCUGUUCGAUCUCGUGUACCGCAUCUGCAGCGACCACCCUUACCACGGCAUGUACCAGAUAUGGUCGGGCGUGCGGACGCGACCAAACCAAAAGGACGGCGUGGCCGUGCUGCGGCAAAAAGCGACAGAGCGGGUGGCCAAGCGGCUCAUGUUGCCCGAGUCCAACGUGGCGGCCAUCUGGCAGGCAAUUGACCGUACCAGCAAAUGCUACCACAUGCUGGCGGUGGAGCGGGACAGCAACUUCAAGGCCGGGCACCGCCUGGCGCUCAAGGAUUCACAGGCGGGCAACGGCCUCGUGCAAGGGCUGGCACGGUACACGAUCCCGCCACCGACCAUGGAGAUCCCGCUAGAAGCGGACAAGGUGUACGUCGGCAGGGUGCCUACGAUUGUGCGUCUGGAACCGACGAUGUCGAUUGCGCUGGGCGUGAGCGCACCCAAGAUCCUAACGGUUGUCGGCAGCAAUGGUGUGCGUUACAAGCAGCUGGUCAAGGGCGGCAAUGAUGACUUGCGGCAGGACGCCAUCAUGGAGCAGGUGUUUGCGGCGGUGUCGGCGCUCCUCAAGCUGCAUCGGACGAGUCGGCAGCGCAAUCUGGGCAUCCGCACGUACAAGGUACUGCCGCUGACGGCGUCGUCGGGGUUGAUUGAGUUUGUGCCUAACACGAUCCCGCUGCACGAAUACCUGAUGCCAGCACACGAGCGCUACUACCCGCGCGACCUCAAGGGCUCGCAGUGCCGCAAGGAGAUUUCGAAUGUGCAGACGCGGCCGGUCGAAACACGCAUCAGCACAUACCGCAAGGUGACGGAGCGUUUCCAUCCGGUGAUGCGGUACUUCUUCCUCGAGUACUUCCCCGACCCGGACGAGUGGUUUGUGCGCCGCCUCGCCUAUACACGCGCGACGGCAGCCAUCUCGAUGCUCGGCCACGUGCUCGGCCUCGGCGACCGGCACGGACACAACAUUUUGCUGGACUCGAAAACGGGGGAGGUGGUGCACAUCGACUUGGGUGUGGCGUUUGAGAUGGGCCGCGUGCUGCCGGUGCCGGAGCUGGUGCCAUUCCGGCUGACGCGUGACAUUGUGGACGGCAUGGGCAUCACAGGGACCGAGGGCGUGUUCCGACGGUGCUGUGAAUUUACGCUGGACGCGAUGCGCGAAGAGACGUACUCGAUCAUGACGAUCCUCGACGUGCUUCGGUACGAUCCACUGUACUCGUGGUCGAUCUCGCCGGUGCGUCUGGCCAAGCUGCAGGAUGCGCGCUCGCGGACGGAUGAGGCAGCGGCAGCGGCAGCGGCAGCGGCGGCAGCGGCUGAAGGUGGAGGCGGCGGUGCAGACGACCCCGACACCGACACUCGCAACCGAGCUGUCCUCAACGAGCCGUCGGAGGCCGACCGGGCGCUGGAGGUUGUGCGCAAGAAGCUGUCGAAGACGCUGAGCGUGGCGGCGACCGUCAACGACCUGAUUAAUCAGGCCACGGACGAGCGGAAUUUAGCCGUUUUGUAUUCGGGUAAGCUGCGCAUCCUUUCCUGUCUUGAUUAUGACUAUGUGAUUCUAACUGAGAAAUAG
Sporothrix schenckii 1099-18 is the source of this 8922-nucleotide messenger RNA. Its product is annotated as ataxia telangectasia mutated family protein. The coding region runs from base 1 to 8922 and encodes 2973 amino acids. The record is from RefSeq and is a predicted model, not a curated record. NCBI's taxonomy places the organism in Eukaryota, Fungi, Ascomycota, Sordariomycetes, Ophiostomatales, Ophiostomataceae. Gene Ontology annotation, molecular function: protein binding; protein serine/threonine kinase activity. Gene Ontology annotation, biological process: DNA repair. The transcript is spliced from 7 exons.